This is a messenger RNA of Podospora pseudocomata, 711 nucleotides long. RefSeq lists its product as uncharacterized. The record is from RefSeq and is a predicted model, not a curated record. The transcript has a single exon. Lineage: Eukaryota; Fungi; Ascomycota; Sordariomycetes; Sordariales; Podosporaceae. The coding region runs from base 1 to 711 and encodes 236 amino acids.
AUGUCAGCUCUUUUCCACACUAAGGAUCGUUCUGCCAAGGAAUGCCAUCAUGUUCCUGGCCAGGAGAGAAGCACCAAGUCCACCAUCCUCGAAACCGGCGCCGCCCUGACCCAAGAUUUCACUCCCACCAAGAACAUCUGCGCCCACCUCAACGCCUUCCACGUCUAUGCCUCUGACCCAACACGGGUAGUAGAGGCAAACCACUACUGCGGUCACCUAACAGAGGAUGUUCGCCAGUGCCUGCUCUACGACUCACCCGAUCCAGGCGCCCGUCUCAUUGGAGUCGAGUACAUGAUCAAGCCUCAUUUAUACGAAACCCUACCGCAGGAGGAGCGCCGACUUUGGCACUCGCACGUCUUUGAAGUCAAGUCCGGCAUGCUUGUCAUGCCACAGCCCAACUCCGCCGUUCCUACAGCCGCCUGGGAAAAGGCUGAGACCGAAGAGAUGAAGGAAGUAAUCGAGCUUUAUGGCAAGGUCUAUCAUCUCUGGCAGGUUGACAGAGGGGACAGGUUGCCCAUGGGGGCACCGCAGCUGAUGACAAGUAUUACCUCUUUCGACCAGGUGCCCGAUUUGGAGAAGAAGAUGGAUGAGAGAGAUCAAAAGUUUGUUGGCCAGGCCGUGGACUGGAGACGGAAGAGAGAAAUCAGGAAGGACCUUGUGGAACCAACUGUUCAUCCGGACGCAGAUUAUCAAGUAAAGAGGAAGGAAUAA